This is a messenger RNA of Aegilops tauschii subsp. strangulata, 920 nucleotides long. NCBI's taxonomy places the organism in Eukaryota, Viridiplantae, Streptophyta, Magnoliopsida, Poales, Poaceae. The record is from RefSeq and is a predicted model, not a curated record.
UCCGGAAUGCGCCGAGACCUCCAAAUCGAGGAAACCACGCAGAACGGCUCGUCUCUCCCCCAACCCUAUCGCUGCUCUCCUUCCUCCCACGCACAGGUUAGAAGGGGAAGAAAGCAGGGUCUAGGUGCUACACCGGCGCGGCGGCAGAGCGAUGCACAACCAUCUCUCUUGAAGGAUUGUAUUGGAGCUAUCGAUGGUACACAUGUGCGAGCAGGUGUUACCAAAGAUGUGGAGCAUUCCUUUCGGGGUAGGAAGGCCUUCACCACUCAAAAUGUGAUGGCAGCGGUAGAUUUUGAUCUACGCUUCACAUAUGUGUUAGCUGGUUGGGAAGGGUUAGCACAUGAUGCUACUGUUUUAGCUGAUGCAUUAACGCGUGAGAGGGGCUUACAAGUACCACCGGUUCUACCUAGUUGAUGCUGGCUAUGGAGCAAAGCCUGGGUUCUUGCCCCCUUUUCGUGGUGUGAGGUACCAUUUGAACGAGUGGGGCAACAAUCCAGUCCAAAAUGAUAGGGAGCUGUUCAACCUUAGGCACUCAUCUCUACGGGUGACGGUAGAGAGGGCUUUUGGAUCUCUGAAGAGGCGCUUCAAAAUUUUAGAUGAUGCCAAACCAUUCUUCUCUUUCCCGGUGCAAGUUGACCUUGUUAUAGCUUGUUGUGUUCUUCAUAAUUAUGCACUGUCACAAGGGAUUGAUGAAUUUAUUACACCGGAAGUGACAUGGACCACCCAACCAAUUUGAACAUCAAGGCAACAAGCAAGUGGCGUUAGGGCCGUGGUAGACCGUAGGAUACAAAUGGCAGCCCAAAUGUGGGAAGAUAGACAACUAAUGUAUGCUAAUCUAUAGUGUAGCACACUCCAUGUAUUUGAACCAUGUAUUUGUGAUGUUUAUGCAACGACAUUUUAAUUUAUUUGAUGGCUGGGCA